AUUGCAAAGCACAACAUUUUUAUGUGCUUCGAGACUAGUAGAUAUUGAUAAAAUAUUUAUUCUUUAACAGUUGCAUGUACGGUCAAGACAAAGAAGAAUGAUAAAUUUAAGUACAAAGAUACAUACAUAUGUAUAAGAAAUGAGACGAACUAUACAACUUCGACUCCAGAAUACACAUUUUCCACAAAACUAGAAACAACACUGACAUCAGUAACCAAACUACUAACAACUACACCGAGCCUGUCCACAGAAUCGACUCCGACGUUUGAAACCGUUAUCUCUGAAGAGACCAGUACGAUGUCUUCGACACAAUCUGAAAUAUCAUCGACGUAUUCUGAUAUUCCAUCAUUUACGUCAUUAUCGCCAACGCAAUCUACGACUAGGCAAUCAACAUCACUUAAAACAACAACCUCUGCAACAACCACUAUGAAAACAACGUUAAGUAUCACGUCAUUUGCGACUACAAUAAUGAUUUUAACGACAGAUAUAACGACGGAGGAGGCAACAAGCACGACGGCUGCGCCCGAAACAUCGUUAGAGACUUCAUCACAGGUUCCCUCAAAGGUAACGAGCACAAUAGAAACGACAGACACAUCAACAACGAAUGCAAGAACGAUUAAAGAUACGACGACAGCCACAACGCCUUCACAAGUUUCAACAGACUCAAGUUCUACAAUAUUUCCUCCAACAUCGAUUUUAUCAACUACAGAAAUUACAACGUUUAAUCCAAACACUACAACCGAAGGCACGAGUGUUAGUACAACCGGAAUGACGACAGCGAUUGAUGAAGAUACAAGGGACUGCAUCGAAUUUGCCGUCAUCAACUUUAAUUACAUCGUUAGACAUGCUACGACCAACGUAGCUUGCAUCCUAAUCAAUAUGAAAAUGUGGAUAAAUUUGCAAUACACGAUGGAAGAUUCCCAGAUAGGCAAGGCUAGGUUGAUGGUUCCGACGAAGGUGAGGACUACGGGUGACUGCGAUGAGAAAAGGGCCAAGAUAACUCUGAGUUGGGACGAACCUACCGAGACUCGAACAGAUAAGAACGACGAUAAGGAAAAUAGAAUCAGUUUUCAUUACGCCCAUAAUGACGUCACGUUCUUCCUCGACUCUGUUUUCGUCGACAUACAUUUGGAUAGCAACAAUUUCCCACGUGCGCGACAGAACAGAAUUAGUGGAGGCGGAAAGGAUCUGCAAUUAUUUCAUGCUCCAGUAAAGGAUGGAAUAUUUGUAUGCACAAUGGACACUGUAAUAAAUAUCGAGAACCAAAUAACCGCCGUUACCUCUGAUGUACGUUUAAUUGUAUUUAACAAUUGCAGCAAGAGUUGCUGGAAAACGGUGGAUAAUUGCAUCUCCAAGACAAGUGUUAAUGUUAGUGCAAUCGUCGGUGCAGGAAUAAUUGGUAUUCUUUUGAUUUUCAUCAUUUUCUAUUUAGUGUGGCGCAAAAGAAAAACUAAUUUCGUAAGCUUUAAAACUUUCACUGACUAUUCUUUCUCUCAAACAAUAGUUUUAAGAAAAUGGCUUUAUCUUGAUAAAAAUCAUAGAGAAUCCUAACGAUACCUCAGUGACGUUGUAGAAAAAAAUUAAGUUAUGUAUUGCCUCUAUAUCUUAUGUAAAUAGUCACUGACAAUACAAUAAAAAUAUAUUUAUAUUUUA
Ooceraea biroi (clonal raider ant) is the source of this 1653-nucleotide messenger RNA. Its product is annotated as integumentary mucin A.1. The record is from RefSeq and is a predicted model, not a curated record. Gene Ontology annotation, cellular component: plasma membrane; lysosomal membrane; late endosome membrane. NCBI's taxonomy places the organism in Eukaryota, Metazoa, Arthropoda, Insecta, Hymenoptera, Formicidae. Gene Ontology annotation, biological process: establishment of protein localization to organelle.